Messenger RNA from Ostrinia nubilalis (European corn borer), 2863 nucleotides. Its product is annotated as probable peptidoglycan muropeptide transporter SLC46. Gene Ontology annotation, molecular function: transmembrane transporter activity. Gene Ontology annotation, cellular component: membrane. Lineage: Eukaryota; Metazoa; Arthropoda; Insecta; Lepidoptera; Crambidae. Gene Ontology annotation, biological process: transmembrane transport. The transcript is spliced from 8 exons. Bases 202 to 1959 code for a protein of 585 amino acids. The record is from RefSeq and is a predicted model, not a curated record.
GCGAACUAACCGCAAUCACCUAACCGCUUGGCACGAACGCGCGCGUAUCCACUCCUGCGCAUAGCGCGGCCGUUUGAAUAUCGAACGCUCGAUUCGAAACAAAAUAGAAUCGAUUUAAAGUGGAUUAAUGCAAGUGUAGUGAGUGAUGACCUGUAGGUUGUGAAAAGUUCUUAAUAGGAAUAGUUGAUACGUGCACCAGUCAUGACGGCUGACGCGAAGAAUCUAGAAAACAGCAAAGCUGAAAAGGCUAUUAAUGGCAGCGACUUAAAUGGAACCAAUGUAAUUAAGAAUAGCUUUAAUAAAGAAAAACUCAAUCAAGAUAAAAAAGAUGUAGACGAUUGGGAUGAGUUGGACAUUUUUCAGAAAACGAAACGAGUGAUGUCCAUGAUUACUGUAGAACCGAUUUUAGCAUGUUACGUGAUGCCAUCCGUGCUGUCAGCUUUAGCAACUCAGAAUUUAUAUUUGGAAAAAGCUUGUAGAGUUAAUUUAGGGUUCGAUCAUCACGUGUGUGAUGCCUUAACGAGAAGGGAGACUGCUAAUUAUACUCUUGAAGAGGAAGCAGUUCAGACUCUAGUUGCUUCUGUUGCUGGCUGGAAGACCGUGCUGCAGUCAUUCUUGCCCUGUGGAAUAUUAAUUUUUUUGGGAGCGUACAGUGACAAGAUUGGACAGAGAAAAUUCUGCAUGCUGUUACCAAUCAUUGGAGAAUUUCUGACGAGUAUAGGUUUGAUUGUCAAUACCUAUUUCUUUCAUCAGCUGCCGGUUGAGGUUGCUGCAGUGACUGAAGCUAUAUUCCCUGCCUUGACUGGAGGGUGGUUCACGAUGUUUAUGGGAGUGUUUAGUUAUAUCGCGGACGUCACUACAGAAGAACAAAGGACGUUAAGGAUCGGUGUUGUGAAUCUGUUUUACUCAGUCGGAGUGCCAGUGGGGGCUGCUCUCAGUGGGAUAUUGGUGCGGAAAAUUGGACUCUAUGGUGUGUUCUCGUUGAGUGCUUCGUUAUACAUUCUGAGUUUCUUCUAUGGCUACUAUAGGAUCAAGGAAGUCAAGAGGCCUGACUUAAAUACGAAACCAGCGAAGAACUGUUGCGAAUGGCUCCGCCAGUUCUUCGAUACGCGAUACGUCAAGGAAACCCUCAUGGUAGCCUUCAAGAACGGGCCGAACAAAAGGAGACUCCGGGUCAUCAUGCUUGUAGUGGUGCUGUGUGUGGUCAUUGGUCCUAUUUAUGGUGAAAUGUCGGUGAUGUACUUAUUCACCAGAUACCGGUUCAACUGGAACGAGGUGGACUUCAGCAUGUUCUCUACUUACGCGAUGUGUACUUCAUUAGUUGGAACUUUGUUCUCGGUGGGGGUCUUCAGCCAUCUUUUGAAGUUCGACGACGCCAUCAUCGGGGUUAUAUCUUGUACCAGCAAGAUCCUAGCCGGGUUCAUGUAUGCUUUCGCUACCAAAACCUGGCACAUCUACAUAGCCCCAUUGAUCGAGAUUUUCAAUGGGACUUCUUUCAUUGCUAUGAGAUCUAUGGUCUCUAAAUUGGUUGAAAGAGAUGAGCUGGGCAAAGUGAACUCGUUCUUUGGAGUAGCCGAAGCUAUGAUGCCUUUAGUGUACGCUCCUAUGUACACUUCAGUGUAUACUGCUACCAUAAAGACCUUCCCUGGAGCCUUCUUCCUUCUUGGAGGAGGACUUACAGUUCCUGCCGUGGUGAUAUUCUUGUGGUUAUACUUGGCGAAUAAGAAACAUGGCCAACCAGACAAGUCAAACGCGAACGCAGACACCAUCGGCAACGUCGAAAAUAAACCCGAAAAAGCUGGCAUAGACAACAAAGCUUUUGAAGCUGAGAACCACGCGGUUGACCAUAAAGCUCCCGAUGUUCAUUCAAACGCUGGUACCGAUACCAUAGAUAACGUAAACCAAUCUCAAAUAGAAAUGGGGUUCACUGAAAGUAUGAUGUGUACCAGUAAACUUUAAGGUUUAAAAUAAACAAAAGAUUAGUGUAAUGUUGGGACCAUGAUACCGAAUUAUGAAUAGUUGGUAUUUAAACUUUACAAUACAAACGUAGGUAUUUAAUCUUUACAAUACAAACCUAUGUUAAUAGAUGAUUAAAAUUUGACAGAUAUAAAGUUGUAAACGAGGGUAAGUCUGGCAAACAGCGAGCAUGAGUGGCGUGAAUAAGUAUCGUCGUUUCUUAAGCUAUUGCUUCGCGUCUUGUCGUGUCGUGUUGUCAAAAAGUUCUAUGGAGACAUCGAACAGUCAGCGUCAUUAUAUUUCACCUAAAAUAGCCAAUAAGUUCGCAACACGUCUUUGUUACAAUAGAAUAAGGUUGUGUUGUCGAAUUUUUGGCCACUUUGGGUGUCACGAACUAUUUGACGCUGACUGUACCAUACUAACGCUGCAGCAUGCCGCUUGUGUGUCAAAAGCUUAAAGAUGUAGAUAAUGCUAAAUACUAAAUACGGCUGUGACAAAAUGACGAUAUUACCGACGGCAGAAAGUCCUGUACUGAAAGUGCAAAAAUCGAGAUAAUAUGAUAUUCCAUAUUAAAGUAAACUGAUUUUCAAUUGUUUGUCGAUACGCAUAAAGCUGUGAUAAUUAAAAUAUAUAAAUAUUUGUGAUUUUAUUAUAAUACUUGAAAGGAAAUGUUUUGGUGAAACCUAAACUUCUAAAAUAAUUGUUCCUGUAAAGAAAAUAUUUAUUAUGUGUUAUAUUUUUAGAAGCGAUUUGUGGAGUAGACUCUUAUUAUUUUUAAGUUAAUUAGUACUUAAGUUUUUGAUUGUAGUCUGUGCUAUAUUGACUAUUGUAGAUCGCAGUGAAUUAGUAAACGUCCAAGUACUUAGGUGUUUGAUAAAAAUUACUAAUAAAGAUACAAUAAAAAUUA